Cryptotermes secundus is the source of this 2313-nucleotide messenger RNA. It is a transcript of the gene Zpr1, whose product is annotated as zinc finger protein ZPR1. The record is from RefSeq and is a predicted model, not a curated record. The transcript is spliced from 8 exons. Gene Ontology annotation, cellular component: cytoplasm; nucleus. Lineage: Eukaryota; Metazoa; Arthropoda; Insecta; Blattodea; Kalotermitidae. Bases 184 to 1557 code for a protein of 457 amino acids. Gene Ontology annotation, molecular function: zinc ion binding.
GGCGACAGUAAACGGAUAUUCUUGACGAAUGUGGCAAGUAGAGAUCCGUGAUCUUCCAUGCAAGUAUUGAUCUGUGAUGCCAAGAGAAUGACUCAUGGGAUUUAUCUGUGAGCCGUGAAAAAAAAUGCGGUUUUGUCCGUAAGUUUUCUAAUGUAACCUUCAAGUCAACUACGGAGAGGAAAAAUGGAAAGUAUGAAGAAAGUUGGAAAUCCAUCACCAGUUUUCAGAGCCUUGACGGCAGAUGAUCCAGAACCAGAAAUAAGUGAAAUUGAAAGUCUAUGUAUGGAUUGUGGUGAAAAUGGUAUUACAAGACUGUUGCUUACAAAAAUACCAUUUUAUAAAGAAGUUGUGUUGAUGUCAUUUGAAUGUGAGCAUUGUGGUUUCAAAAACAAUGAAAUCCAAUCAGGAGGAAAAAUUGAAGAGAGAGGAGUUCGCAUAACAUUAAAUGUUCAAACAGAACGUGAUUUAAACAGACAGGUAAUAAAAUCUGACUAUACAUCUGUGAAAAUUGUGGAACUGGAUUUUGAAAUUCCUGCACAAUCUCAAAAAGGGGAGAUUACAACAGUUGAGGGGAUAAUAGAUCGUGCUGCAGCUGGUCUUAAGCAGGAUCAACCAGUAAGAAGAGCACAGGACCCAACUGCAGCUUCACUGAUUGAGGAAUUCCUGACCAAAUUACAGAAUUUAAAGUCUGUUAAAAAUCCAUUUACAAUGGUAUUUGAAGAUAUCAGUGGAAAAUUUUUCGUAGAGAAUCCUUAUGCUCCACAAAAGGAUCCUAGAACUGAAGUGGUAAGAUUUGUUCGUAACACUGAUCAGGACCAUAUUUUAGGAAUUUAUUCAUCCAGCAAAGUUGGUGUUGAGCCUGAGAUUAUGAAGACAAACUCAGGACUAUUAAGAAAGAUUAAUGAAAAUGAUUUUACAUUGGAAGAUCUUCAUGGUGAAGUAUUACAGUUCCCAACCCCUUGCCCAAACUGUGGAAUAGAAUGCCAAACGAAUAUGAAGCUUACAAAUGUUCCUCAUUUCAAAGAAGUGGUUAUCAUGGCAACAAACUGUGAUGCAUGUGGUCAUCGAAGCAAUGAAGUAAAGUCAGGUUGCGGAAUUGAAGAGAAAGGAAGGCGCAUCGAAGUGAAAGUUAGAAGUAGAGAAGAUUUCAGUCGAGAUGUUCUGAAGUCUGAGACAUGCUCCCUGGAGGUUCCAGAGCUGGAUCUGUCUGUUGGGCCAUAUGCUGUGGGAGGUCGCUUUACUACUGUGGAGGGUCUUCUGGUGGCUAUGAAAGAACAAGUGACAUCACAGGGAGCAGUGUUCAUAGACAGUGCCGAUGAUGAGACAAAGAACAGAAUCUCAAAAUUUGUAGCAGAAUUGGAUGCAGUGCUGGAAGGGAAUCGAGAAAUUACACUUGUGCUGGAUGAUCCUGCAGGAAACAGUUAUGUGCAGAGUUUCACUCAUCCUGCACCAGAUUCAGGAAUAACUAUUACAGACUAUGAGAGGACAUAUGCACAUAAUGAGGAGCUAGGCUUGAAUGCCAUGAAUGUAGACAACUAUGAAAAAAAUGAUAACUAAAUGUGCUGGAAAUAGAAGGUUGCAAAAUUAUUCUGCAGUCAUUAUGUAAAAGUCCUGCCGAAAUUGUUGGAGGAUGUGUUUGAAGUGAUUGCAACUGAUAAUUACAAAUAGCAAGACCAAGCAUACACAAAACUUUAUACAGAUGUUAAACUUAGAUGCCUAGAAACUGAAACUUCCAAUGAAGAUUCAUUUUGAUGACAAACAGAAAAACUCUCUUUGCAGUUGUUAUGGAUCAUGUGGAAGAAUAUCAAGAGUAACUUAGAAGUUAUUUUUAUGGAUGAAGUGAUAUUCUAUAUUAAUGAUGAUGUUGCUGGUAUUCUCUACUAGAUUGGAACGCUUUUAUGAAUUAUGUGAUUUAUUUUAAAUAUAUUAAGAAAAUUUAACAAUAUUGCAGAAUUAAUAAAGACCAAGAUCAGUACAUUGUGUGUUGUGUAUUAUUGUUCAGAUUAACAUUUCAUAUCUGUUUCUUUAUUCUAGUAAUAUAAAUAUGUAUAAUAAGUUAUUUUGGAGUUGCAGUUAGGUGUGUUUAGUAGCUUGUUAGAGUUCUCUUUGCUCACGUUGCAAGGAUAGUCGGUUCGCUUUUUAUCCAGGGUGAUCAGUUCUAAUUGAAAGUACUUCAUUGUAUGAUCAGGCAUUUUGAACAAAUGUUGCACAGUCAGAAUUUGCUGAAUAUAUCUGUAAGGUGCUUUGUUUCAGAACCACAUGUAUAGAUUUAUAAACAAGUACAGAAAUAAAUAUUCUCAUCUUUAAAAUGUC